Saccostrea cuccullata (small rock oyster) is the source of this 912-nucleotide messenger RNA. RefSeq lists its product as uncharacterized. The record is from RefSeq and is a predicted model, not a curated record. NCBI's taxonomy places the organism in Eukaryota, Metazoa, Mollusca, Bivalvia, Ostreida, Ostreidae. The coding region runs from base 85 to 774 and encodes 229 amino acids. The transcript is spliced from 4 exons.
UGACUUCACCAUGUACCACUGUCAACAUUUCCCCACGUCAUCAAACAAAAGAGGAGUAAUCUCCCCCGUCUGACAGCUCAACAGAUGAAUCUUAUUUUACCUAGAGGUAGUUUUUAUACAGGAAACUAUGGUAAUAUGGACAUUUCCUUAUUAUACACACUACUAAGAAACAUUUGUGGCAUACCUCCUCAUAACAAUGGCUGGGGAAAUGAUCCAGACUCUAAAGAUCGAUCUCUCUCUGCCAACAUUGAGAGAAUUCGUAAAGCCAGAAAUCAGUGUGUACAUUCUUCUAGUCCCGUCCUCUCCAAUGCUGAUUUUAACACAAUCUGGUCCACUGUGAGAUCAGCAGUUGUGGACCUUGACUCUUUUCUUAAUAACGGGAACCAGUUUAAAAGAGAGGUGGACUUUUUGAGACAUGAGACAAUGGACCCUGUCCGUGACUGCCAUUACAUAGAACAACUAAGAACACAGGCUGAAGAAGAUGCAGAAACUAGAAAAAUGGUCCAAGGCCUGAAACGAAAAUUAGAAGAGAGUGAAACGGACAGAAUUGAAAAUCACAAUAAAAUGCUAAAAAUUGUUGAUGAAAUUAAAACGCCAGAGUCUGUAAUCCCUCCGAAUGUCAGAGAUAUUUUUGAAAAAGAUCUCAUUCAAUGGAAAGAGGAAGAUGGGGUUUACAGUGAAAGCCACAGUUUUUCUGCAAUGUUGGGUCAAGUCAGAAAGCAACAUUUGUUGGUGUCCCAGGCUCAGAAAAAUCAGCAACGAUUCAUCACAUAGCCCUGAUACUCCAAAAAGAAGGAUACGUGGAAGUACCUAUUAUAGACAUCAGGAAGAUUGAAGAUUAUUGUGACUCUCGUCAUCCACAGGUUUUUGUCAUUGAUGAUGUGGUAGGUGUUUUAGGUCUGCAAAAACAAA